AUGAAAACAGAGCUUAAGAUCCUCAUUUGGGCUCACAUUGCUCUCGUGCUGUUUUUGUGCUAUGAAACAUUUGACCUGAUGACUUUGCUGUACGAUGACACGUUCAAGGACAGCCUGUUAGACAGCGACUUGAACAGCGACAUCUCAAGCAGACCCCAACUCAUCCCCAAAAUUAUCCAUCAAACAUAUAAAACUAAUGACAUCCCUGAAAUCUGGCAGGAUGGCCAGAAAAAAUGCCAGGAACUUCAUCCCGACUACAAGUACAUCAUGUGGACUGAUGAAAUGGCACGCAACUUCAUUUCUGAAGAAUACCCAUGGUUCUUGAAGACGUUUGAUUCCUACAAGUACAACAUCGAAAGGGCAGACUCAAUCAGAUACUUCGUUCUGAACCACUUUGGUGGUAUUUAUAUCGACUUGGACGACGGCUGUGCCAGGAGACUGGACCCAUUGCUGUCGGUUCCUGCCUUUGUUCGAAAGACCACGCCAUCUGGUAUCUCAAAUGAUGUUAUGGGAUCUGUUCCAAGGCAUCCUUUUUUCAUUAAAACAAUCAAGUCUUUGGAAAGCUACAAUAGAAAUUGGCUGGUUCCUUAUAUUACUAUUAUGUACAGCACAGGUCCAUUGUUCUUGUCGGUUAUUUGGAAACAGUACAAAAGAUGGGGUGUUCCUGAAUCUGGGGUUGUUCGUAUAUUACAACCUGCAGACUACAAAAGCGGCCCCAACGCUUUUUUCAAUAUUACAGAGGGUUCUUCAUGGCAUUUAGGCGACGCCAAAUUCAUCAAAUCACUUGCUGAUCAUAUCGGUACUGCAGUAAUCGGGGGUUUCCUCAUUGCUAUAGCGAUUUUGUCUGUAGAGUUUGCCAUUUAUUUAUCUUUGGUUGCUUUGGCAAAUUCUAGAGCCAUGAAAAAGUGCAUAUCUUUCAUUAAGGACAUACCCUCAAGAUUCUCCAGAGAUUCAGAAAUUGAUGAAAAUAAAGUCAACAAUCAUAUCUAUAAAAUUGCAUUGCUGAAGAGAAGAAACAGAAAGGAUUCCAAUCUUCCCGUCGUUCAUAUUGAUGUUGCCGAUGACAUUGAGAAGCAGAUAAUGAACCAACCCAUGUAG
Messenger RNA from Komagataella phaffii GS115, 1098 nucleotides. RefSeq names its product putative catalytic subunit of a mannosylinositol phosphorylceramide (MIPC) synthase. The record is from RefSeq and is a predicted model, not a curated record. Gene Ontology annotation, molecular function: mannosyltransferase activity. The coding region runs from base 1 to 1098 and encodes 365 amino acids. The transcript has a single exon. NCBI's taxonomy places the organism in Eukaryota, Fungi, Ascomycota, Pichiomycetes, Pichiales, Pichiaceae. Gene Ontology annotation, biological process: mannosyl-inositol phosphorylceramide biosynthetic process.